This is a messenger RNA of Mizuhopecten yessoensis (Yesso scallop), 4664 nucleotides long. RefSeq names its product cell cycle control protein 50A-like. The transcript has 10 exons. The record is from RefSeq and is a predicted model, not a curated record. Gene Ontology annotation, cellular component: Golgi apparatus; plasma membrane; endoplasmic reticulum. NCBI's taxonomy places the organism in Eukaryota, Metazoa, Mollusca, Bivalvia, Pectinida, Pectinidae. Bases 156 to 1328 code for a protein of 390 amino acids.
UGUCACCUUACAAGAUCGUAGUGAGCAGGAAAACUUCCGUGUACCUGUUAUGCACUAUAUUACAUAUAAUGAAACAUAAAGGAAACAGACCACAGUUGCAGUCGUGGUAGAGUGUUUAAGUUCUGUCUUUUACAGGGGUGACAGCAGGGACAUCCAUGGCGUCCAAUUAUAGACCACUUACCUCCCCUUUAGAGAUUUCAUCAACAUCUGCUACAGGUAGCGCUACUACGUCAAUGUCUAAUUCCGGCAAAAUGGAGGAAGUGAAGAGUAGAAGACCUAAAGAAACAAAAUUUAAGCAGCAGAAGUUACCUGCAUGGCAGCCCAUCCUUACAGCGGGAACAGUACUGCCAGCCUUCUUUGCCAUCGGAAUUGCAUUCAUUCCCCUUGGCAUUGCUCUGCUCAUCACCUCCAAUUCAGUGAAGGAGUUUUCCUAUGACUAUACCCAAUGUACAUCAUCUGCGGGGGAUACCUGUGCAUCUCAACUGGCUGCCAUUGGUACAAACAACUCUGGAUUUGUAUGUAGCUGUGUCAUAACAUUUACACUACCGGAGAAUUUUGAGAAAGAUGUGUACUUGUACUACGGCUUGUCCAACUACUACCAGAAUCACAGACGGUACGUGCGGUCUCGUGAUGACAACCAGAUACACGGAGAUGUUGUCAGCUCCACCUCACUGUUGUCUGACUGCGAACCCUACCUUACCAAGCCCUUCAACUCCACCCUGACCUUACCUAUAGCACCCUGUGGAGCCAUCGCCAACAGCCUGUUCAAUGAUACAUUUACACUGACUUACAAUGGUGGAUCGAGUACGGAGUCUGUCACACUACUUAACACUGGCAUAGCAUGGCUCUCCGACAAGAAGGACAAGUUCAAUAAUCCUGCUAGCUGGAGUGGUUUCACCAAUCCACCUAGCUGGCCAAACAAGUCUGCCUGGACACUUGACAUCAACAACAGUGACAAUAACGGCUAUGUCAACGAGGACCUCAUCGUGUGGAUGAGGACUGCAGCUCUCCCCACCUUCCGCAAGCUCCAUCGCAGGAUCAGUCAUCAGGGCACGUUCUUGGAAUCUCUGCCAAUGGGCAAUUACACCAUCAACAUUGACUACGCCUACCCAGUGAUUUCCUUUGAUGGCACAAAGCAGUUCAUCAUCUCAACGACAUCCUGGUUAGGAGGGAAGAACCCAUUCCUGGGUAUCGCGUACAUCGUGGUGGGGAGUAUCUGUAUACUCCUCGGAGUGAUCUUCCUCAUCAUUCACAUUAAAUACGGCAAGAAGCCUCGGGAAAUAUUGAAGAACACGCAUGACUCGACAGACGAUGAAGAGAACGAGUAAGAGUCUCCGAGGCCAUCAAUGUGACAAGUAGAACUGCAUACUGAGGUGGAGGGGAGUUCCAAAAGCAAGGGGAAGUAAUCUGGUACAAACUUGAGUGAUGGAAGUGGAGGCCGCUUGGGCAAUAUCAACUAAUGUGCAAUCUCUAGCUGACUGACCUCCGGUUUGGUUCUGGUGUACUCAAUCAACAAAACUUACGUUUCAUAUUGUCUUGGAUAUCAUUUCCCUUAUUUAUCAUUGUGCUAGUGACGAUGAAUGGAUGUGUUUGUUGUUAAGUGCAAGAUCACAUUUACGUCAUAUUCUCAGAUUGCAAAAUAGAAAAUAGAAAAACUUUCAAACUGAUAAGGUGCAUGUACCAUUAAUAUCAAGAAUCUGUUUUUAUCCUAUGUUGAUAUUUCAUUGUGGAGUGAAAAAUUGUUUCUUUUAAAAUGAAGAUCAUGAUUAAAUUAUUAAUGGAGAGUGAUCAUUUGAAUUUAUGGUACUCAUUAAGAAACUGUUUUGGCCAAGUUUCAGUGAGUGAGAAUUUAAUGACUUUGUACAUGUUCUGGUGUGCUGAAGAAUACAAACACGUUUUUGUCCAUGUUGUGAUUGACACAGAAUUCGAUGGAUGUUAUACUAUUUAUAUGUACUAGUUUAUGAAUGUGUAUGAAAGAGAGAAAAAUGAACAUUGAAAUCCUUAUGAUGUAGAAUUGUAUUGUCCCAAGUCAAUUUGUGUCGAACUCCUAUUAUUUGAUUCUUAAAGUUUAAGUGAUUUAACCAUAUUUAAAAAACACCUCCUUCUGAUCAAUCUAUUCCUAUCUGGCUGUUUUAACAGCACUACUUUAUGACAGUGCAUUAAAAAUUUAUAUGGAAAUACAUGUUUGGUUCAUACAGGUGGUGUUCUGUGCUCUGUGGUUUUCUAAUCUCUCAGUAUACAGGUCCUUUAUGCAUCUUAAUACAAUGGGGUUAAGUCUAUGGAUUUCUCAGGGUUCAUAAUUUAUACCAUGGAUUUUAUUUGUCUGAGUUCAGGAACCUGUUAAAUGAAAAUAAAAAAUCUGUGAAAUGAAAAUGUAAAUAGUCAAGAUUGAGUCUUGACUUGAUUUUGUUUGUGACGCUACACAAACUUGUGGAUAUUUGUGUGUCCCUUUUGAUGCUAGUCUGCAUGUCCGAUUGAUUAUUUAUUGCGUACACCAUACAUUUAUGUAGAGUGAAACCUGACUACACCAACACCUGCCUUAACCCUUUCACCCCUAUGUAACUUUAGUAGACUAUAUAGCUACUAUGCAUAGAUCUGGAUGAGUCUAAUAUGGUCUACAGUGGUGAAAGGGUUAAAGGAUACAAUUUAAUACCAGGUUUCACAAACUAUCUUAUCCUGACCACCUUGAUAUCGAAUAAGUCCUGGUUUAAUUCCGUUGGUAAAGUCAGGUUUCAGCAUCAUUAUAAUUUUAUCCCAGGACACCAAGGCAAGGAAUAGCACAAAUUUAGCUUCUCUGUUAACGUAUUAAUAUAAAACCUAGCAGGCCGAAUCAUUGUUGGCCACUAUUUAUGUUGAAAUGCAGAAAUCUUCAGAAAUUACUACUCUUCCAUAUGCCCAGCACUUUUUCAUUUAUAUCAAUAUAAACUAGAAAUUAGACCAGUUUAAAAAAAAAAUAUCUGCACAUCUGUAUUUGUUCCAUUUGCUGGUUUGUACACUGUUUUUAUAUUGAUUUUAUUUGCAAAUGCUAGUACGGCGAUGUUAAAAAGUAAACUAAAAAAAAGUACCUUAAUCAUUGGUUGCUGGCAACUUACCGGUACUGUGUAUGGUCAUAGACUAGGUUUAAGAGACUCCUUCCUUGGUGCCCAACUUAAUAAUUGGUCAUUGCAUCAUGGCUACACAGAUUUUAGAUGUUGUAUAGUUAAAUAUUAAUAUGUUUAAGACUGUGAUUUUAAUAAUUAUUAGAAGGAUUAUUACACUUGUAAUAGGAUUAUAGGAUGAAGAUUUAUAUAUUUCUUGAUUAAAGUAAACUAUCUGUACAUAAAUAUAUGAAUUUAUUGCUGUAAUGAUCACAUAUUGCACAAUUUUCAAAACAAGUAUCUUAAAUUUACAAGUUCUGCUAUUUGUUCUAUCUUCAUAAACUCCCUGAGCACAUGAAUGUCACACAUAUCAUCAGUAAUUCAAAGUUGGGUGUACAAAUGCUCCUUGUAACAAAUGUUCAAAUUUGUGUUUUCAUGUGUUGUAUUAUCACCUGUGGAAUUCAUGUGUAUAUUGUGGUUUUUCUUAGAUUGAUCGAAAGAUUUUUAAGGGAAGAACAAUUCAACAGAAGAGUCCAACCAACUGGUCGUGAUUUUGUGUAUCUAAGUUACAUAAUGUGCUAAAAAUAUCUUAAGUUUCCAAAUCCAAUUAAAAGAAAACAAGUUGUCAGUGAAAUGUAACCUGUAUACAUAUUGUAUAAUUGUGUACUAUUUGUACAUUGUAUAAUUGUGUACUAUUUGUACAUGGUAUAAUUGUGAAUUAAAAACAUGUAUACACUGUUUAAUGUUGUAUGAAAUAUACUUUGUAUAAAUGAGUACUUUUUGUACAUUGUAUAAAUGUGUACUUUUUGUACAUUGUAUAAAUUUGUACUAAAUAUACAUUGUAUAAUGGUGUAUGAUUUGUACAUUAUACCCUGGUGUACUAUUUACACUUUAAAUAACCAUUGGAAUACAAUUCAUGAGAGUAGAUCUGAUAACAAGAUCAUAUAUGUUACUGUAGAAAACUAAAUGUUAUUUAUUUGUUAAAUAAUACUCUAGAUAUAUAUUAAAAGAAAAACUUUGGUCCAUGAUUAGAUAUUUCAAAGCCAGGAACAUCAAAAAUCAGUCUGGCAUAACCAGUAAUACAGUUGGAAUUAAAAUACGGACAAACCUUUUUAACUUAACUUUCUCUGUAGUUCAUAUUUCACUUUUUUCCAGUUUUAUACAGUGUUCUUACAUUACUCAGAAUACAAUCACCCACAUACACUAGAUGUUACUCAUAAUGUUAAAACACUCCAAAGGAAUUUUCAAUUCAGUCAUCCAAGAUGUUUCUUGGAGAUAUUUUAGAAUGCUAUCUUUUCUUUUCGCAUGGUGAAUUUGUUUGAAAAAGUUGCAUAAUGUUGCUUGAAAAUGUCAGUUUCAUUUCAGGUCCGAAGAGCAAUUUAUAUCAGUAUUUGUGGUUGUGUGAAAAAGAAGUAUAGUGCGUUAAUAUGGAGUAGAUAAUCCUUUUAAGAUACAAUUUUCAACAUUCCUUUAGUAUUUUAAUAAAACUUUGUUGUUACUGGAAAUUAGAACAGGAAAUAACUUGUCAUUAUAGAAAAUCAUAUUGUUUUAUUAAUAAACUGAUCAUAUUAAUAUGAUCAUACUUUA